Molecule: messenger RNA, 612 nt
Organism: Aspergillus affinis
Lineage: Eukaryota; Fungi; Ascomycota; Eurotiomycetes; Eurotiales; Aspergillaceae
Exons: 2
Coding region: 1-612 (203 amino acids)
Source: RefSeq, a predicted model, not a curated record
AUGACCAGCAUUCACAAGGCCAACCCCGAAAACAACAACAAGCAGGGUUUCCAUCCCUCUGCCGGUAACUCGGCCCCUCUGACCGACAAGGGUCACCAGCCCGGCCGUAAAGUCGCCCCCCAGGACUUCGCUCCCGAGAACGAGCCCAAGGUGUUCCCUCCUGGAACCGCACCUGCCAGCAACUCCUACACCCCCAACCCCGUCAACGAGCCCGGUAGCCAGGCCUUGAACCCCAAUAUGGAGCGUGGCCAUGGCAAGGAGUCGGUGAAGACCAAGGCUAGUGACACCUUGAUGGGAGCCACUUCCCAGGACGUUCACACGGGUCUGGGACAACCCCUAUCUGGACAGACCAGCACCGAGAUUCGCCACGAUGGCCAGCACGGUCGCAAGAACCCCGGCAGUGGUCUCGAAGGCGUUGGUGCCUCCCUGGAGGGCAACUUUGAGCGUACCAUCCCUAGCCAGCGUGGCCUUGACCGAGAUCAGGCCAAGCCCAACCAGCGUGGCGACAAGGGUGCCCUCGCUGCUGAGGAUAGAGAGCCUGAGAGCGCCAGGACUCUGGACAAAGAUUGGAACUACGAGCCCCAGACUCAGAGACAACGAUUCCAGUCAUAA